Camelina sativa (false flax) is the source of this 1529-nucleotide messenger RNA. Its product is annotated as la-related protein 6B-like. The record is from RefSeq and is a predicted model, not a curated record. Lineage: Eukaryota; Viridiplantae; Streptophyta; Magnoliopsida; Brassicales; Brassicaceae. Gene Ontology annotation, biological process: RNA processing. Gene Ontology annotation, molecular function: mRNA binding. Gene Ontology annotation, cellular component: nucleus; ribonucleoprotein complex.
CGAGAUGAGAAUCACUCUCCCAGAAAAAAAAAAAAAAAAAAAGAGUGUCUUUGCUCUUUCUUUCCCACUAAUCUAUUUGAUUGCUAAAUCCUUCACUCACUAAACCCUAAUUUGUCCCAUUGUGAAAUUUCCAUGAUCAACAAACCCUAGAUUCCUCUACUCCUCCUCAAUCCGAUGAUCUGUCUCAUUCCCCAGCUCCUCCGCUCUCAAGUCGCCUCAACGCUAGUGCUCCGGAGUUCGUUCCUGCUCGACCGAGGAUGAUGAUCCCACCUCCGUCUCCUCCUAGUAUUCCUCAUAUGUACCACCACCACCACCCUCCUCCGCCUCUGUUUACUGGACCUCACGAGCGGCGGAGAGACCGUAAGAAGAAGGAGCAAUCCGAAACUGGAGCUUCUGUUUCCAUUGAUCCUAAGAGUGGUUUACCUGAGGAUACAGUCCAGAAGAUAGUGAAACAGGUAGAAUACUAUUUCGGCGACUUGAACUUGGCCACAACAGAUCUUCUGAUGAGAUUUAUCAGCAAGGACCCUCAAAGUUAUGUGCCUGUACAUGUAGUUGCAUCUUUCAACAAAAUUAAAUCAUUCAUCAACAGUGACUCCCAGCUUGCCUCAGUGCUACAAAACUCCUCAAAGCUUGUCGUUAGUGAAGAUGGACAGAAAGUGAGACGCAUAUAUCCCGUUACCAAAAUUGCUCUUGAAGAGUUACAGUCCCGAAUAGUGAUUGCCGGAAAUCUACCUGCGGAUCAUUGCUACCAUAAUCUCAUGAAGAUUUUCUCAGCUGUUGGAAGUGUGAAGCACAUUCGGACCUGCCAGCCACAAAACCCUGGCUAUGGUUUUCCAUCAGCAGCUAGAUCAGCUAACACUGAUUUCAGUAACAAGGUCCACGCCUUCGUUGAGUAUGAGAGGGUUGAGCUGGCAGAGAAAGCAGUUGCUGAAUUAAAUGGAGAAAGAAACUGGAGGAGUGGUCUUAGGGUGAGGUUGAUGCUGCAGGGUCAGACGAAAGAGCCAAAACAUGUUCUUCAAGAAGGAGGAAGAAAGGAAGAAGAUGAUGAUAAAAAGUAUGAAGAUUGUGGUGGAGAAAGAGAUGGUCAUGGAGAAGAGGAGGAAGAACAAGGAGGCAAGAAGAGAAGAGGGCAUAACCGUGGUGGACAAGGACGAGGAAGAAGUCAACAAAACCAAAACGAAAAUUCAAAGCAUAACCAGAAUUACCAGAAAGGGCGUGGGAAUCAUCAUCCUUCAAACAGUCAAAUGAACAACAACACAGAUCAUCAAGUGAGCAUGGGGAAGCAACAGCCACCACCAGGACCAAGAAUGCCAGAUAGCACAAGGGGAUUUUCUUUGGGGCGGGGAAAUCCGGUAAUUGUUCAUCCCCAAUGAACCGGAGCUGUUUGACAAAAAAAACCGAGAUGGUAUAUAAUGGAGGAAAGGUUUAACUUCAAAGAUCCACAAGAGAGAGAUUUUGUUACUAAAAUUUUACUCCAUAAAGGGAAAACUUAUUUCUUUCAUAAACGGACCAGUAACUAGCUUGAAUAA